ACGCUCAUCGUUACAAUAUCUGGGGAUUUAAAGAACCGCCAUUUGCUACAAACGGCCACCAUAUUGCACGACGGCAGUGAUUAAUGCGUCAAGGACCGGAAACCACACCUUCCUGAACAGAAUAUGUGUCCUGACAUGGCGAUAAGCAGAGUCCAUUUCCUUAAGUUCCUUGAACUUGCACUUGCCAUUAUCUGUUUGGCGCUGCAUUACCACAGUCAGACGGGAAGCAGCUCUUUCCACGAACUGAUGAUCAUCAGCGCUGCAUUUGGAGGCUACAUCGUCAUCUUAGUCGGCAUACUGACAGGCAUCUUUACCGGCCAGCCUAUCAACAAACGAAUAGAUAUCUUCUACAGCUUGGUUGGCUGUGCCCUAUUUAUUGCUGCUGGCUCCUUUGUGAUACAGUAUUUUGAUGGAUACUACGGUUCGAAAGAAACUCGAAACAUCGGUCUGUCCAAGGGGGCCAUGGCAAUCAUCACUGGAGUUGUAUUCCUCGUUGAUUCAGUUCUCAGCUUCCGUGGGGAAUAAAUUUUUUUCUAUUUUUUUUUCAGCUUAAUAAUCUCACUGCCUGAAGUACACCCAAGAAUCUGGAUUUCUGUGCAGAAUAUGAUAAUAUUUAUGUUUUGUACUCGGUGUUAAAAUUAUCACUUAAUGUUUAGGAGCUGCUUGAUGUUUCUUAAGAAAUAUAUUUUGGAUCUGAAAUAAAAUGAAUAGGAUACUAUAUUUUUUAUCUGAUAUUACCAGAACAUAGGUGCAUAUUUUGAUAAAUGUGAAGACAUACAUACUAAAAACAAAACUGAAGAAUGUGUAAAACUAACUUUAUUCUAUUCCUAUAUGUUAUAUAUUUAGAAAAUACAUAUUGAUAUUUUAAUAAGUAAACACAAAGUGUGACAAUAGUCUGUGUAUGAAUUAAUCCUUCUGAAUAUAUGGGUACAAUAGUGGAUGAGGAGACUUUCACACUAACGUACAACACUUGUUGAUAUCAGGUCUGAAUUGAAUACCAUUUAUUUUAUUACAUAAACAGAAAAUCGGUAACAAGCACCAGGGUAUUAUAAACAUUUACAUUUCUCAUUGAUUGAUUGAUUGAUUGAUUGAUUGAUUGAUUCAUUCAUUUGUUCAUUAAUUCUCUCUCUCAUUCAUUCAUUCAUUCAUUCAUUCCAUCUGUGGAUACAGACGGAGAACUUUUACUAUAAUGUUCACUUAUUAAGGUAUAGUAUGUUAUUGUAAAGUGUCAGCUAUGAAAAACAUUUAUUUUUGCUGCCUUUUUUUUUUGUGGAGAUUUAAGUUUAUAUAACUGCAUUUAUUGAUCUCAUAUUUAUAUUAUGUUGUCAACUUCUUUUUUCAUAGAUAAUUAUUCUUCAUUACGUACUUUCUCACAAAUUUAUCAGACUUCUUGAUAUUUACUGCACUGGGAAUGUUAUAAGAUGUGCCUUUCAAUUUAAAUUUAAUAUCAAAGUAGGAUGCAAUAAUAAAAAACAAAUUCUUAAUUUGUUACAGUUACCACCAGAAAGCACACACUAUCUCAAAUGUUAUUCAUUCAUAUUUAUACAAGUGAAUUCUUGUAACACUAUAGUGCAUUCAAAGAAUCUGACUCGUUGUCUUUUGCUGCAGAAAAUAUUGCAAUUUUAUGUUCUCAUAUUGUCUAUAAUCAUAUGUGGAUAUAUUUCAGUGUUUCUACAUUACAGUAAUAUGGUAAUAUCUACAUCUGUGAGGAGGAAACAAAGAACGUUAGCUUAAAAUGUUGCUUAAGUGUUUUAAUACUAAUAAUGUAUAUAUGUCUAACAAUUGUAUAGUACUGUGGACCAGUUUUUAUCCUAAAAUUAAAUGGUUUUAUAUGGACAUUUUGAGUCUUAUAAAAAGUCAAAGAAUUUAAUAACUGAAGCAUUUAUAUAAGCAUUUCUGUCAUUAAAAUAGCAAAUAUUUUAUAUUUUAUAUGUACACAUUCUGUACUUCCAGUGCUGAUAUCUUUAUAAUUCAAUAUUCAAUAGCAGCUACUUACUGUCGACAGAGGCACCAAGUGAUAUGUUUCUGCACUUGUAAAGUAACAGUGAAUUUAGUAAUAUAUAAUUAAGUUCUCUGAAGACGUUAAAAAGAAGGUAACUGAAUCCUGUUCUGAUAUGUGUGCAUAUUACAUCUCCAAGUGUACUGUUUCAUGUUACAGUGUUUGAAGCAUUGUCUUCUUUAUACAUAGAAGAGUGUCUUCAUAAUGACCACACUGAUAUAUGAUUGUUAAUAAUCAUGCAACAUCAUUAUAAUUAUGAGGGUGGUCUGCUCUUUGGUAAUCUGAUCAUGAUCAAGAGCUCAGAGGACCAUUGAAAUUGCUUUCUUUCAGCUAUAUAGCUACUUUAACCUGUAUUCUAUUUAAAAGAAAUGUGAAGAUGAAAA
Molecule: messenger RNA, 2382 nt
Organism: Cryptotermes secundus
Lineage: Eukaryota; Metazoa; Arthropoda; Insecta; Blattodea; Kalotermitidae
Exons: 4
Coding region: 124-525 (133 amino acids)
Biological process (GO): septate junction assembly
Source: RefSeq, a predicted model, not a curated record